This is a messenger RNA of Sceloporus undulatus (fence lizard), 2589 nucleotides long. RefSeq names its product zinc finger protein 239-like. Gene Ontology annotation, molecular function: RNA polymerase II cis-regulatory region sequence-specific DNA binding; DNA-binding transcription factor activity, RNA polymerase II-specific. Lineage: Eukaryota; Metazoa; Chordata; Lepidosauria; Squamata; Phrynosomatidae. Gene Ontology annotation, biological process: regulation of transcription by RNA polymerase II. The record is from RefSeq and is a predicted model, not a curated record. The coding region runs from base 93 to 1289 and encodes 398 amino acids. The transcript is spliced from 3 exons.
AGGAGGAAGCUGUCAUCAUCCCCCAUACACACACACAUAUACACACAUACACACCGUGGGAAAGUCUCCUUUGUAUUUCCCAUCAAUGCAAGAUGAGCUUCUUCCACAGGGGAGAUGAAGCCACUGUGGGAUUGAAUAGGAAGGAAGACCUUCAGCCUGAAAAUCCUUCAUCAGAAGAAGAGGGAGCACCAGGAAGAUCCCAAGAAAACAUUUCCUUCUUGACUGAGCCUGAUUACAAUCAGGAACACGAGCAUAAAGAGAAACCAUUUGGGUUAUUUCCAGAAAGGGCCACAUCUCAGGUAGUGGAGGUGAAUUGGAGGGAUCUGGAUGGACUAGGAAAGCAAGAUGGCAGCCUCGAUGAGAACUGGAUGAAAGAAUCUCUUGCAUUUGAAGGCAGAGACUUCUCAGAAGUCCAGCAAACAUUAAAUGCUGGUGAGAACAGGAUCAUCUGCAGCGUGUGUGGGAAGGGAUUCAGGGAUGACUCGAACCUUAAAAGACAUCAAAGAAUCCACACAGGAGAAAAACCCUAUCACUGCCACUACUGUGGGAAGAGCUUCAGCCGGAAUACGAACCUUGCUGCUCACCAUCGAACCCACACUGGCGAGAAACCGUAUGUGUGCUCAGUCUGCAGCAAGACUCUCUGUGACAAGUCAAGCCUCAAUCGACACCAGAGAACUCAUUCCGGGGAGAAGCCAUAUGAGUGCGACGAGUGUGGGAAAAGCUUUGACCUCAGGCAGUCCUUGAUAAGCCACCAGAGAAUCCACACAGGGGAGAGACCGUAUAGGUGUCUGGAGUGUGGAAAAACAUUCAACCGGAGUCAGAACCUCCGUAGCCACCAGCGAAUCCAUACUGGGGAGAAGCUGCACACAUGUUCAGAAUGUGGGAAAAGUUUCAGCCGCAGCCAGAAUCUCACGCGGCAUCUGAGCAGCCACACAGGCGAUAAACUGUAUAGCUGCUAUGAAUGUGGGAAAAGCUUCCGCCUGAGCCAGUCCCUUAUUAGCCAUCAGAGAAUCCACACAGGAGAGAAACCAUAUAUGUGCUCCCUGUGCGGGAAAAACUUUAACCUGAGCCAGAACCUUAUUAGUCAUCGGAGAAUCCAUACUGGAGAAAAACAUUAUAAAUGUUCCGAAUGUGGGAAGAGCUUCAGCUGGAGCCAAGAUCUCCUCCGCCAUCAGAGGAUCCACACCGAUGAACAACCAUAUCCCUGCUCGGCAUGCGGGGAACGCUUCAAUCGGCGGGAGAACCUUAUUAGACACAUGAGGAUACACCUUGGAGAAAAAGCAUUUUAAAAAAAAGUCUAGCCAGGAUACACUUUUCCCUUUGUGGUUGUCCUCACAUUACAAACUAGAAAUAUUUUGAUGUGCUUUUAGAAUGGUGCAUUGCUCUGAAGGACAGACAUUCUACCGUUUAGCUUUUGUCUAAUCUCCAUAAGGCAAGUUGCAAUAAAGUGAAAUUUUAAAUUAAAAUUUGUAUUUAAGCUGAUGUUGAAAGGAUCACAUAGUGGCUGUGUUUUCACAUCAGUCUAAGCUAGGAUUAAGGAUGAUACAGUCCUCCAGAUGUGGAUGCACAAGUCAUCCUUAGCCAAUGUAGCCAAGGGUGAGGAAUGUGGGGAAUUGCAGUCUUACAUUUGGAGGGCCACAUAAUUCUUAGCUCUGUUCUAAGUGAGCUAUAUUAGCCCCUAUUUGGUGUUUUAGACAUGAAUUGGCCAGCAGACCAUGGAACACACCGGUAACUUUUCCUCAUUUCUACAUUUCUCCUCUCAUGACCUUUUUACCGUCUUCUGUUUCAGAGUGAGGAACUGAAGAAACAAGCCACAGUUUUCAAUUCAUAUGCAACCAUACCAUGGUUAAAAAAAGCUGGCAUUCACAAGUUGCAAACCAUGGUUUCUAAUUGUGGUUUGCAGCUGGCAAACAAGCUAUGGUUUGUUUUCCAGGAGGAGAUUAGGCACAACCAACCAGAAUGCCACAAGGCACAACCUGACUUAUUGUUAUGUGCAAACUUAACCAAGUUGGAAAGGAAUCCUAAAAGAGGAUCUGUCACCAACAACGUUCCAUCCUACAUCUGCACUAGUUGCCUUGAUGGGGGAAUGCAGACCAGAGUUUCAGAAGGUGAAUAUAAGCAGAUUCAGGGGGAACUGGUCCUUAAAAUAUAUUGGCCCCAAAAUACUUAGAGCUGAACAACUAGGGUGGUGAAUUGGCACCAGAAAAGAAUUUAGAGGAGACUGUUGUCAUAUAAUUAUGAAAGUAGACACUAGAAAUUAUUUUGGUCACAGUGCCUUACAAAAGCUUUAGUUUUCAAAUAUUUGUCAGGGGUGGCAAGAAGUAUAGUGUAGUACAGCAAUCUAAUUGCAAUGUAAGCCCUGUGAGCUAAGUUUAAAGAGACCACAGUUGGCCAUGAUCACCCAGUGAGCUUCAGAAUAAUAAAGAACAUUUUAACUUGGGUGUUGUGGAUACUAGUCUGGCCUCCUUGAUUUAUAUAUGCAGGUGGAGUCUCUAUUACCCAGAAUUCUAAAAGACAAAAUUGUCCAUAUGAAUAACUAAGAUAGUGACACCUUUGCUUUCUGAUGGUUUGGUGUACACAAAAUUUGGU